AUGGUGCUUCCUUUCGCCUUAGUUGACAAUGGUGAAACUGGAUCAACCUCAUUUGUGCAACUGAGCAAGCACGGCAAUGGAACUCAUACAGAACAAUGGAUCUCAGUCAUUUUAAAGUUUUUCGAGAAUGGUCAAAUUGGAUUACAAUGUCUUUACCUGCGAUAUUUUAAAGAGUCCAAAUCAAGACCAAUAAACCCGAAUGCAACUGAACCUGUCGUUCAAACACAAGUCAAUGAAUUAUUUACAUUAAUUGAUACAGCUAAGUCGAGACUUCAUAGAUAUGAUACUGGCAAUCAUUAUAUAUCCAGACAUACAUUAGAUUGA
Molecule: messenger RNA, 324 nt
Organism: Lodderomyces pseudojiufengensis
Lineage: Eukaryota; Fungi; Ascomycota; Pichiomycetes; Serinales; Debaryomycetaceae
Exons: 2
Coding region: 1-324 (107 amino acids)
Source: RefSeq, a predicted model, not a curated record